Messenger RNA from Polistes canadensis, 1626 nucleotides. RefSeq names its product lactosylceramide 4-alpha-galactosyltransferase-like. The transcript has 5 exons. The record is from RefSeq and is a predicted model, not a curated record. The coding region runs from base 564 to 1613 and encodes 349 amino acids. Lineage: Eukaryota; Metazoa; Arthropoda; Insecta; Hymenoptera; Vespidae. Gene Ontology annotation, biological process: glycosphingolipid biosynthetic process. Gene Ontology annotation, molecular function: alpha-1,4-N-acetylgalactosaminyltransferase activity.
AAUAAUAGAAAUAAAUCGUGGAAGGAAAUUGAUGGUGGUUUUUUUUUUUUUUUUUUUUUUAUAACAAUUGUGAUCAUCGGUUGUGUUCAGAUUGUAGAUGUUAAUAGGACAAAAUAAAAGAAAUUUGAAAAUAUUUAACAGAUGAAAUGAGAUAUUGUUUUGUUAGUAUUUCGAUUAAAAAAAUGAGAGUGAGUGAGAGUGUGUGUGUGUGUGUGUGUUAGAGAGAGAAAAAAAAGAAUCAAAACAGCAGAUUUGUUCCAUGGAAUUGAUAACGAUCGUGUUUAUUUUAAUUGUUAUUAAUAAAAUGAGUAUAUGCAUCAAGAUGACGAAUAGAAAUAAGGAAAAUAAAGAAGAUACAAAUACCAAGGAAGAACAACAACAACAACAGAGAAAAGAAUAAUAAUUUCUUUAACCGAAAUUAAAUUGGCAAGGUAUCUAACAUAAAAUAUGCUUUGUAGCGUGACAAAAAAUAAAGAAGAAAAUUCGUUUGAAUUAUUAAAAUUAAUUAUAAAAUUUGAUCAGAAAUUAAAAGAUAAAAGAAAUUUUGUAAAACCGGCCAAAGAAUGAAGAAAAGAUUGAUCUUAGGUUUCGUAUGUGCCGUAUUACUAUUCAUCAUAAUGACAUCUAACGAUAAUACAAUCGUUCAAAAGAUUACAGAUUUUAUUGUAACAGACAGCAAUGACGUUUCGUGUUACGAAGUCUCAACCACUUAUGGUUUCCCACACUUGGAAUCUGAUUCUCAGAAACCUAUCCUAGAUAAGAACAUAUUUUUCCACGAGACAUCGUGUUUCGGUGAAAAGGGAAUAAUAUUGAAUCCACGACAAGCAUGUGCAGUGGAAUCAGCUGCUAUAAUGAAUCCAGGAACUACGAUAUAUCUUUUAUUUAUUAGCCCGUCACCUAUAUCUGUGGAAACUAAAGAAAUCGUCAAAUUAUUGUCGAGUUAUCCUAAUGUCAAAAUACGUAGAAUAUAUCCUGAAACGUAUACCAAGGAAACACCAUUGGAAGAUUGGUACAAAAGUGGUGUACUUAUGAAAAGUAAAUGGAGACGUAGUCAUAUGUCAGAUGUAUUAAGAUAUUUGACACUUUGGAAAUAUGGAGGAAUAUAUCUCGACUUGGACGUUGUUGUUAUGACGUCAUUGGAAAAUUUAACCAAUUUUGCUGGUGCCGAGGAUUGGGACGAUGUUGCAGCCGGUGUUAUGGGUUUCAGUUCUAACGAUCUUGGUCGUCGUAUGGCAGAAGCUUGUCUUCGUGAUUUGAAAAAAAAUUUUCGCGGUAACGAUUGGGGUAAUAACGGGCCUGGCGUUAUAACUAGGACAUUGCAAAAAAUUUGUUCUACCAAAUACACUCAAGACAUGUCAGUGUCACGUUGCCACGGUUUCAAAGUAUUUCCACCCUCGACAUUUUAUCCGAUUCAUUACAAGAAAUGGAAGAAAUAUUUUGAAAAGGAUAAAAAUAAUUCGACGAUGAAAUUAUUGGAACAAGCGAAGGCCAUACACGUUUGGAAUAAAUUAAGCAAAUCUACGAAAGUUCAACUAAACGAUGACGUACCUUACUCAAUUAUUGCACGUAAAUAUUGUCCCAAAGUUUCAUCGAAUUGCGGUGAUCAUUUUUAAACCCGAAAACAAA